Mytilinidion resinicola is the source of this 2172-nucleotide messenger RNA. RefSeq lists its product as uncharacterized. NCBI's taxonomy places the organism in Eukaryota, Fungi, Ascomycota, Dothideomycetes, Mytilinidiales, Mytilinidiaceae. The record is from RefSeq and is a predicted model, not a curated record. Bases 1 to 2172 code for a protein of 723 amino acids. The transcript has 2 exons.
AUGGCGCCCUCCACCGCUGAACCGACCCGCUCCACCCAGAGCAAAGCCAGCAGACCGACGCCCGUCAUGCUUCGAAUCGUUCCCGCUAUUCCACUAGCCUUCUCUCGUGCUCCUCGCGCUCCUCGCGCGAGCGUCCCAACCACUCCGGAGAACACUGGACCUUCCGACGCACCACCGGACCACACUGAAGCUUCAACAGCCGUGGAGAAGCUGCCAGACGAGCAGCGUCUGACAGAGGCGCAAGCUCCUCUCACGCCCGAGUCUAAAGCCUCCGCUCUGAGCCAAGACAGGCCAGCUGAGGACUCGCCUGGAAGCUCCUCUAGCAGGGUGUCGGGAGUUCAUGUGGAAGAAACGCAGAACACCCGAGGUUCAACAGUGUCGGACGAGCAAACCGAAGCGACGGAGCUUAACUUCUCGCCUGUCGCUCCAGAGCCUACACGAUAUCCAAUCAAAGAACUACCGCCUCCUUUCUAUCCUGCCGAACACACUUCUACUCCUAAUUCGGCAACUUCUUCGUCGACGCCAUCUUUCCAACCUCCUAUGAUUGAUACUGGCAUUCACCACCCUCGGCCAAGUACUGGUAGCAUUAUAUUUGGAGGCUUCCCGGACUCAUCCAACUCUUCGCCAGCUCCCCCUCUAGGCAUGACGGGAUACCAUCCUCCACCGCCCGGCUUCGCGCCCGGAAACUAUGCUCCGCCGCAGUUCUUUACUCCAGGCCACUCUCACCAUCCUUCAGAUCCCAAUGGCCACAUAAUGUUUCCUCCUAUGAACAUGCCUCCCCCUGUAGCAUACGGAUAUCGGCGAGACCCUCCACCUCAACAUCUGAUGGGACAGCAUCAGCCAUGGUAUCCGCAUGCUAAUCAUGCUCCCUAUCAGAUGGUGCAGCAGGAGCCAUAUAUACCGCUUCAUGAGCCUGCGCUGACUAACGGCACUGCGAAGCCUUCUCGAUCUGCGUCUCAAACAUCCAGCCAAACACACGAAGGAGAGCUCAAACAUCUUCCCGAGGCUACCGGUCUGGGCCAAGUCUCUAGACUACAGAACGGCAUCCGCCAUAGGGCCGUAGAUCCAGAGGUAGAAACCAGCAGAAUCGCCCGUAUUGACUACCUUUAUUCCCGGUUCGGAAAUCCAGAGUUUGCGGACCGCCUUCUUCAAAUUGGAUUUGCAGACACCGCACCUUUCUUCGCCAUGCCGGUUCACAGCGUCAUCGUUGCAGAUAGCAAAACUCUGGCGUUGGCAUUCUCUGCAGCGACUGAACGUUAUCAAGAUGGUGUCAAAAUCACGCAACUUUUUGUUGACGAUAAGUUCAUUACUCAGCAAGCAGUGACGGAGGCUCUCAAGUAUCUCUACGGUGCACCUCUUCCAAUACCGGCAAAGUUCUCACAAGGCCUGCAAGCUUUUGAUCGUAAUGCGGAGCAGGUCGACCCAUAUGGUCUAGCCCGCCAACGUAUGGACCAAGCUCUGAGUUUCUCCGCUGCUGGAGCCUUCCUUCGACUACCAGAAGUUGCCAACCGGGGUAUUGACAUUGCGCUGCACGUUCUCAGAUGGGACAACAUUGAGCGCGCCCUGGAAUUCGCUCUACAAGGCGGACUCAGCCCACCGUGGCGUGAUGCUCAAUCAGAAUCUCCUUCUAUACACCAGCCUACAUAUGACCCAUAUAGCUCCUCUCUACUUCGUGGCAUCAUGGCUUUCAUCUCUCUUAGCUUUCCUUCGGACUUCAGACUGAACAAUAUAGCUCCACAGCUCUCCGGGAGUCCAUUGAUCCCGAAUCUCAUGGAACCUAGGCCUUCAACUCAUCACCCACGCCUGAGCAUGAUUAGAUUUGGACAGGUCCCACUCGAAGACACUCCUCGACCCACUUUCGUGAUGACUUUACUCUCAAGCAUUCUUCUAUCGCUUCCCUUUUCAGUUCUUCGAAGCCUAUUCGACAAUGCCGCGCUCGGUGGUAAACUUGGUUGGCCCAAGGUUGUAGAAGUUAUGAAGUCAGUCAUCGAAGAACGCGAAGAUAGACGCAAGAAAGCGUUGGAGGGCCACAGCAAAGGUGCGCUACCAUCCGGAGCGGAUCAACAGCUCGUAGAGAAUCUUCAAUGGGAAGAGCGUGUUGAUCAAUCGGACAAAGUCGAGAGUGGCUUCUGUGUGGCGCGCUCCCGGAGAACCGCCAACGGUCAGGAGUAG